Molecule: messenger RNA, 2193 nt
Organism: Papilio polytes (common Mormon)
Lineage: Eukaryota; Metazoa; Arthropoda; Insecta; Lepidoptera; Papilionidae
Product: nucleolar protein 12-like
Exons: 6
Coding region: 84-2180 (698 amino acids)
Molecular function (GO): mRNA binding
Source: RefSeq, a predicted model, not a curated record
UUUGACACUGUCAAUUUUCUUAAAAUACCAUGUGCGUUAAGACUAAACUGUUUUAUUCUAGUUAAUCCUAUAAAUAAAAUAUCAUGGAUUACGUUAUAGGUAGUGUCGCGGCUUUAGUAAAUGGUAACGUUACUCCUAACCGGCCGAAAUUUCUAAAACGUGCAUUAACGCCGACGAAACAUCAACCCUCUCCAAAUGUUACCCCUAAGAGUGAGCUGGUGGAUGACCGGUCAAUUUUCCUUUCACCCACAUUACAAAAGAAGAAGGCAGUUGUAAAAAAGUCACCUAAAAGAAUAUUUGAAAACCCUGACCUAGAUGUUACUAACGAUGAUGAGGGUUCGAAAUCUAAAAGUCCGAAAGCCGAAAAAGUUAAAAAACAUCUUAAAGAGGACUUAGACGCAGACGUAAGUCCAAAAUCGCUUAAAAACAAAAGCCCAAAUAUUAAAGACGUACAAGAAGAUGAAAAUAUGGAUAUCUCUGGCAGUCCGCAACUGCAGAACGAAAGUACUCCGAAAAAGAAGAAAAAGAAACAAAGCCUUAUAUCAGACUCAAUUGAUAAUAUAACUACUUCAAAUGACAAUAACAUUGCAAUGAAUAAAUCAGUCUCGCCUAAAAAAAGUAAGAAAGGCAAAAAGACUCUCAUUAAAACAAAUGUGGACAAAGAGAAUGAUAUAAGCCAGACUGAUAACAAUGAUAAAAAAGAUAUAUCAGAUACAGAGGAAAAUUCAACAAAAGAAAACAUUGAGCAAAAAGUAAAAACUCCAAAAAGAGACAAAAAGAAAAACAAAAAACAAAUAAAGAAAUCAAACAACAAAACAGAAACUGAAAUUUCCAUUACAGAAAUUACACAAACAGAAUCAAAUACAAAGUCUUCAAAGAAAAAGAAUAAAACAAAAGUUAAUCCAAACGCUGUAACAAAUAAAGACAGUGAUUCAGAACAUGAGUCUGAUGACGAAAUAGAUUCAGAAGAUGAACAGAAUAAAGAAGUACUCAACACUGGUCCGACAGAAGAAAGCUCAGAAGACGAAGAACCAGAGAAGAAAGAAAAAGUAGAAAAGAAAGAAGUUGUAAACACAGAGGAAGAAGUUAAAAGAACACUUUUCGUAGGAAAUGUGCCUUUCAGUCCGAAAUGCAAGAAGGAAAUUAAAAAGAUCUUUAGUAAAUAUGGACUGAUUGAAACCGUUAGAAUCCGCACCAUACCAGUGAAAGAUGGCCGAGCAACUCCUAAGCUGGCCGUAAUUAAGAAUGAACUUCAUCCUGAUCGUUCUACUGUCAAUGUGUAUGUGAAAUACAGAGAUGCAUCUUCUGUGAAUGAGGCUUUAGCAGAGAAUGGUACAGUACUGAAUGACCAUCAUUUAAGAGUAACUCGCAGUGACUCUACAGGAUCAGAACAUGACCCAAAAUUCUCUAUCUUCAUUGGCAACCUGCCGUUUGCUUUAGAAGAUGAGGCCUUACAGCAGAAGUUCCAGCAAUGUGGUGAUAUUGAAUCUGUCAGAAUAAUAAGAGACAAAAAGACAAGUGCGGGGAAAGGUUUCGGUUAUGUAAACUUCAAAUCUAAAGACGCUGUAGAACUUGCGCUAGCGUUAUCCGAAGAAGAACUAACAAUUAAAAACAGAAUACUCCGAGUAAAGAGAUGUACACAAACAAAUAGUAAACAAAAAACACACCAAGAAUAUCACCAGGGAAGUUUUCGUGGAGGUCGUGGCAGGGGCAACACACGAGGUGGAUUUAGCAGGGGAAAUACACGAGGUGGUUUCGACAGGGGUAAUACGCAAGGUGGUUUUGGCAGGGGAAAUGAUCAAGGCGGUUUUGGCAGAGGAAAUUCACGAGGUUUUAGCAGGGGUAGUGCUAGAGGUGGUUUCGGCAGGGGGAAUACGCGAGGUGGUUUCGGCAGGGGAAGUGUGCAGGGUAGAGAACAGUUUGGGAACAGAGAUGACAGACAAGUGGGAAGGCCUACGUAUAAUGACAGUAAAGCCGAUGGUGCAAUGAGAAGGUUAAUGCAGAAGAGACCUAAUCAGGAUAUCGGCGAGGGUCCUCCAAACAAGACGCAGAGAAUCAAUCAGCCAGGGAAAAAACAGCGCAAAGAAUUUGUUGGAAUGACAGCGGAAAAGAAAAAGAAAAACAAAUUUGACAAAGGACAAAAGAAGAAGAAAGCGCUAAGUGAGAUAUUAACUAAAUAAUAUAACAUGAAAU